UUUGUGAGGAAAUGACGUCACAGAAGCGCGACUGUAAAACUGACAUAAAUCCUCUUGUUGCUUUGCUUGUUUGAUGUGUUUUUGAAAUAAGAUACCGGGUUGGUGUUCUGCUGCACCGCGAAAGGAGCCUGAACCAGACGUUCAAGUCGAAAACAGUCGGAAGACUUUCUCCGUCAAAGCCCAGAGAUAGCAGUAGGCGAACUAGCUGUGAGGAGACGAAAGAGGAUUUCAAAUUCUGGAUUCUGAAGACUCCAGUAUUCUGUUAACCGAGAAGAGGCUACUAGUCUGUUGCCACACCGGAAUAUUCUUCCUUUGUUUUUAUUUAUUAAUUAUUUUACCUAGUUCUUCAUUCCCUUCUCCUUUGUGUUGCUCCGCCGGCUCAUGGCGGCCUCCCUGCCCCAGAAGCCGGGCAUGGCAGGGAUGCCCCCCGGCGCCUCGGUGGCCCCGGGCCAGCAGCCUCCACAGGGAGCUCUCCGAGAGAUCUCCCCGGUGUUCCUGUGCAGGAUCGGACAGGAGACCGUGCAGGACAUCGUCACGCGCACCAUGGAGAUCUUUCAGAUCACGCGGGCCACACAGCUGCCAAACGGUGUGACCCAGAGCCACGCCAUGUACCAGGAUCGCUUCGGGAAGCUACAGGAGCACCUCCGCCAGCUGGCCCUGCUCUUCCGGAAGCUUCGCCUGCUGUACGAGCGCUGCGUGGAGAUGACCUCUGACUUGCAGGAGGAGCCGGCAGAGCUUGUGCCGUACGUAGGAGAGGACCUCGUUUCUGUUCGGGUGGAGCCCUGCAGCCCGGCUGUCAGCCAGGAGAGACAGGAGGUCCUGGAGAAAGUGCGGCAGAAGAACCAGGAGAUGAAAGUACUGAUGGACCAGAUGAGGAACCUGCUGUGGGACGUCAACGCCAUGCUGACGCUCAGGAAGUGACGGCCAUCAGAGCAGGUGAAGCGCCACUCCCUAUGUCAGAGGACAACCACAGGAAGUCCUGCCUCCUCUGCACUCCUCAUUGACUGCUGUUACUGAUCUUUUGACAAAAACGUUUCUAGGGAGAAAAAAAAUCAUUAGGUGACGAGGACGACUGGACUUUACUUCAACACAAUGCACAUGUUCUAAAUUUAGUCCUUUUUUU
Molecule: messenger RNA, 1123 nt
Organism: Oryzias melastigma (Indian medaka)
Lineage: Eukaryota; Metazoa; Chordata; Actinopteri; Beloniformes; Adrianichthyidae
Product: mediator of RNA polymerase II transcription subunit 30
Exons: 4
Coding region: 382-921 (179 amino acids)
Biological process (GO): positive regulation of DNA-templated transcription
Cellular component (GO): mediator complex
Molecular function (GO): transcription coregulator activity
Source: RefSeq, a predicted model, not a curated record